This is a messenger RNA of Aphanomyces invadans, 2850 nucleotides long. RefSeq lists its product as hypothetical. Gene Ontology annotation, molecular function: nucleic acid binding. The transcript has 2 exons. Bases 1 to 2565 code for a protein of 854 amino acids. The record is from RefSeq and is a predicted model, not a curated record. Lineage: Eukaryota; Oomycota; Saprolegniomycetes; Saprolegniales; Verrucalvaceae.
AUGUUUGCCACCGACUCCGUUCCCACUUCCGACGCCGUCGUCCAAGUGGAAGUGCGCCGUCUUGUGGCCGAGGCGCUCAAGACACUCGAGGUCGAGCCGCUGUUUCCACUGACGUAUCUCCAAGGGGAGCUAUGCAGCCGCGUGCCUCUCGGCAUGACACUGGCGACAUUUACAGCGCAAGUGAAGGACGGCAUGCUUGCAGCAGACCAUCGCUUGCGAUUCAACGACGGCUUGGCGUCGUUUUGGUUGCGGUACGUCCCAACGCCAGGUGCUGGCGGCGUCCAAGAGAGCCCAGAGCCCGCGAAACUAGCGGUGGACGUGCCAUCCGACCAAGACCCCACCGCGGCGAGUGUGAUGGACGUGGAAGUGUCCAAGUUUACGUCGAAUGCCAUCCGAUGGAUCACGGCAAACGGCACUCCGUACCACGUAGCCGAUAUUGUGGGCAAAACCAAGUCGAGUCCACUCCCGGGGGUCACACCCGCGAUGUUUGCCGAACGCAUCGUGCAGCGCAUGAAGCAAGACUCGCGGCUCAAGUACGCCGUCGACGCCAGAGACCGACGGGUGUUUAUGUUGAGAAAGAACCCCUCCAAUGCUGUCAGCAGUCCGCCCACAACUUGUCCACUGGACAAACUGCACGAUCUUGAAGCGCUCUGGGCACGACUGCUUGACGGACCUAGCACUACGAACCGGACGGCGACCCCCACGAACCACAGCCACAGCGCCACCCAUCCCGGUGACGCCCUGGUGCGGAUGUUUGUGGCAACUUUCAAGUCCAAGAUCCUCUAUCAGUUGCAACAAAAGAAGUUUCGACACUAUUGGGUCGACGUGAUCGCGCAUCAAACCCGCCGAGUUGUCUGUCCGUACGGCAUGACGCACGACCAGCUUGUGAAUCGCAUUGUGCAAGGGGUGAUUGCGCACAAAGAGCUGCAGCUGGAGGUGGACCACCGCGGCAAGCUGCUCAUCAGUCUAGUUGGGUGUCCAUACGGAGAUGGAGCCAAACCGAGAUUUGCAUCAACUGCGGCAGGCAGUCAGACGUUGUCCAUUGGGACCGCCGUCGCAACUCGCUGUCGGGCAGAAGACUUGACGCCGACCUUGUCGGCGAAGUUGGAGCCCAACACACCAGCACUGCCAGGAACACCAACGCCGCAGACAGCCCAGUUGGUGGCAGCCACUCCAACGAGUCCCAUUACGGUCAGUCGCAUCGACACUGUGUUCACAGCCGAAGAAUUGGGACAAGCACUUAAAGGCGACCGAGCCUUUCAUGACGGUACGAUUGCCAUGCACGUUGUCGACGUCAAACUCGAUGGCGAGUCAGAGCCGCGGCACCUGGUGGCGCUGGCCACCCCCUCCACCACGUACACCAUGGACUGCGACUCCGUUGGCGCCGCGAACGUGCUCGCGUUGCUUGGGCCAGUGUUGGCCAACCCUGCCAUCAAGAAAAUAUCCUUCGACUUGCACCAGAGCAUUCCCGUCCUGAACAAAUUCGAUCUCCACGUCCAAGGCAUGUUCGACAUGCAGCUGUACAUGGAGCUCCAAACCGGGAACUUUGACAUGGACAUGGACACGUUUAUGAAGACUUUGCCAGUCCGUGCGCAUUCGCCACAGACUUUAGAGCUGCGUCCCGAGGUGUUUGGCCAUCAACCCCAUGUCCGCCACGUUUUGGAACGUCUUGCAAACGACGCGGCCCUCCUCUUGCGUGGGUACACGCUGACCAUUGACGACAAGGGAGCUGCGUGGGUGUCGGUGCAAGCUGCGUCGGACGCUCGCGUGAUUUCGGCCGUUGAAUUGUGUGGCCAACGAGAGCUGGUGUACUACAAGGCCAGAAGCCUCCGGCUCGUUUCCCUCGAGCUCUUGGCCACCGUGGACCCGUGUAAGAUUCACCAACUAUCUGAGCACUGUACGCGCGUUGGCCGAUCCCUCCACGGGCUCGCCGACGGCUUGCUCGAUAUUUUGCUGUCGUCGGAUGCAAACGUUCUCGUGUUGGGCGAGCCUCGGUGCGGCAAGACGACCAUGUUGCAAGACGUAGCGCGAGUGUUGUCAGAGACACGCACACUUCGCAUCGUGUCGACGAAGAACGACUUUGCAGGCGAUGACGAUGCAUUGCAACCAUUCGUGAUGGCGUGCGGGGCCACCGACGCGGUCGACUUGGUCCAAGUGGUGUCAAGUCACACCCCUCAAGUGUUGAUCGUGGACGAACUGUGCGAGUCGAGCUAUGUCGACGGAGCGCGAGCAUGCAAGCAGCACUGGGUGCGGUUGAUUGCGUCUGCCCCUGGCAACCUUCGUGACGUGGUCGAAUCGAAACAACUGCAAGGCCUGGUUGGCGUCGAGCCAGGGAUGGCAGGCGAGCCGCCCUUGCAUGGCGGCGAAGGAGCGACGGCGCUCCAUCGACGGAGCAUGCCAGUGUUCGACGUGAUUGUCGAGCUGCAACAAGGCCAGUUGAAUGCGUGGGGCGUUGUCCACGACGUUGCCGCGGCCGUGGACGACAUUGUCAAGGGCAAACUGUACAAGACGGCCGUGCGGUCCAAGAAGGGCCAUGGUCUCACGGCGCGCCGCGCCAUGCGUUGAUCGCUGCAGCGAAGGGGAACGAUGCCUUUGAAAUUGGCUCGAGCGAUGCAUAGUAUAUGAGAGAGCAUAAGUGCAGUCACACUCGUACAUCCUGCACAUUGGUGAACCCUUGUUAUUACACGACAUAAUUCGCGUUGGUCUUGUAUUGUGUCUACCGAUAGAGAAUCCGAGAUGUCGGGGGUAUGAAAGAUGAGCGUUGGACGUUUAGUCCGUUGCAUUUGGAACGUGGGAACGCCGUCACACGCUGGUGACAGCAGCUGUAUGCAUCUCUGCGAGUGGCGGGAG